Molecule: messenger RNA, 3200 nt
Organism: Manduca sexta (tobacco hornworm)
Lineage: Eukaryota; Metazoa; Arthropoda; Insecta; Lepidoptera; Sphingidae
Gene: Jabba
Exons: 8
Coding region: 234-1292 (352 amino acids)
Source: RefSeq, a predicted model, not a curated record
AGUUAUUGACAUAUGCCUUGCGAUUGGCCUUGCGUCAAAAUAAAUUGAAUCUUGUAUCGUGAUUUUGACUAAAGUUUUCCAUCUAGCGUCUGGCGGUCUAUUGCCGGCAUAGCUUAAAGUUUGCUCUUAAUAAUUAUAUUUGUACAUGGAAUCUUUUGUAGAUCAUAUUUGUAAUAAUCACUUAAGUGCCACAGUAGAAAAUUAAAGAGAAUAGUUGCACGAAGAUUCCAGAUAUGGAGUUGGUGAGUCUAGCCGGAGAGCUGCUGCAAACUGCUGCAGAACACGCAGCAAGCUACCGGGCGGGACAAACUGCGCUGCGGUAUUUGGACAAAACGCUGUGGGUGUUGGAAAAUAGUGCGCGAUGGGCGGUGCCGACGCCCUUGGACGAAAGGCCGCAACCAGAGCUAGUACGGCCUCUGCCGUGGAUCUUCUUUCUUUCCCUGUUGGUCACACUGCGGCUCACCAGAGAGGCGAUAUCACUCAUCAACUUGAUCAUGGGUAAACCGCCUCUCACGUCCGCGGAUGUGGUGAUAUUCAUCCAAGGCAAGCGUCGGUACCUGCGCACGCUGAAGUACCUCGGCUGCCGGCAGAUGCGCGCGCGCACCAGCGGCGGACACGUGCCAGAGCCGUGGUACCAACGCCUGCAGUCCCUGUUCGAGUUUACUAUGUGUUUCCGGAAUUCAAGGCAAUACGGCAACAACAACACCACCAGUGUGAGCAACAAUGAUGAAGUUAUGGUAGUGCAGCGCAGUAACGGCGACCGCGAGGAGGCGAGUGUUGCGCCCUCUGCAAGCGUGGAGUCCACAAUGGAGCGACUCAUCGAAAGGAUGAUGGUGGACUUAGAUGCGGAUUCUGACGAGGACUCCGGUUUCGCGCUAACAGAGACGGGCGCAACGAGCGACAAAUCAGGAAACACAAUAAAUUCGGAACAGGACGUAAUAAAUCAAAAUGACGCUGCACACAACCCCGAACCAACACCAGAAACACAAAUACCAACUGACAAAGAUUCUAACGAAACCACAUUUGCGCCCAUUAAAAAUGGCAGCUCCACUCCACAUGAACCGAGUCCUGCGAAAGAAGAAAACAACGUAGAAACCAAACAAGAAAUCUCACCUAAACAGGAAUUGCUCAAUUUCAUACAAAACGAAAUUUCACACAACGUCCAACGAACUCCGAAGAACACGAAAAUUGGUAGGAAACUAAAGCUUUGGUCUGUUACAAAGAGAUUUUUCAAACAUAAAUCCAAAAAAAUGGAAGCUCCAACAAAAGGCGAGACACAGGCGCGCCCGUAGCGAGGGUCGCAUCCGGCAACAGCUCUUUUUAAACAAAAAGGUACCGAAAUGCUAUCCAGUAACAAGAAAUGAAUCGAAUUUACGUACGACGCUCAUAUCAUUGUCGUGUAACGCAAAUAAACAAUAAGCAAUUACAAUACGCAAUAAUAUUUACAACACAUUGUUCUUGGCUAUGAAAUAAUUUAUAUAACGGCACGAUAUAGCUUUUAUAUUGCAUUUUAUCCUUGUAAAGCCUUGUUUACAUGACGCGAAUUAUUCUCGUGACAAUUUGCGGACAAAUUCCGUGGCGAUGAAGUAAGAAAAAAAAUGAAUGGAACAAGUCUCCAUGACGCGAAUUAUUCUGAUAACCAUUUGCGGCAAGUCGCGUGGUGGUGAAGUAAGAAACAAAAUGAAUAGAGAAGGCUUCCGUGCCUUAAAUGCAUAAUCUUUAUAUAUGCUUUUUAAUGUUAUUAAGUUUCAUAAUUUAUAUGUCUUAGCCCAUAGGUUAGCCCUAGGGAUUUUCUGGAUAUGUCUUCUAUCUUCCUUUUUUAUUUUCUUUUUUAUUACUUUCAUUAAUUCGCGCCAUGUGGACAGGAACGAAUUGAAAAAAUGUUUUGCCGGCUAAAUGAUUACAGUUAAGACUGGUGUCCGUCGAAUAUCGUAUAUUUAUUGUAAGUUUAAAACUAAGUGCUAUUAACAAUAUUGUACUAAAUAUCUCAAUAAUAUGAUUAAAUUACCAGUGUUAGGUCUUAUGUUCCUAAUUAUUUAUAUACUAAAAUACUCGGUAAAAAUAUUUGUUUAUUUUUUUUUAAUUGUUAUUUUUUUAUAAAAUGUUUGGAAUGACCUUAUGUAAUUGCGGGACUUAUUUAUAUUUAUGGAAUAUAACUGUCCUUCCAAAUUAUUUAAUAUUUAUGGACUUACCAUGAAAUUAAAAAUGACACUGUAAUAGGCUAUUUGACAGUAUGCAAAUAUGACAUAUUUGUUGCCAUAGCGUUUAAAAGCAAUAUGCAAUAAUAAACUGGCACCUCGUGAUUGUUAAUGGUUUCGAUUGGCGAAAUUUGCAAUGACGUCACACGUUGGUCAAACCUGCAUUAUAUUGUGUUUACAGACGUGUGACGUCAUGUCACUGAAUCAACGCGACAACAAUCGUUUUGAUAGUUUAUCCAGUGUAUUUCGUAAUUAUUUUUUUUAAAAUGAAUACCUUUAAAAAUUAACAUUAUUUUUGGGGACAUAGACACGGCUAAAUACUGUGAGAUGAUUUCCAGAAACUAGUCAAAUAGCCUAUUGUGUGUAUAAAUUUCCAAAUUAAGAAUAAAAUAUCCCUUUGAUGAUGUAUAUAACGGGAGCUGAGCAGUCAUAUUUACAUAGUGAUUAAAAUUUGUUAUUAUCAUAAGUUUAAGUAUAAUGAGCUGUUUUUAAAUAGUUUUAAGAGGUUUAACAUGCGUAAAAUAAAGUCACAAAUAAUAGCUUUUGGAUGCUAAAUUGUUUGUAAUUAAGUUAAAUUGGCAUUAAGAUCUAAGACGUAUUUUUACUAAUUCGUAAAAGCUUCGUUUGCUGUAGCAAAUAUUUGUCAUAAGUUUCUUUUUUCCUAAGUAUAUUCUGGUUGUAUAAGACGUUCUUUCUCUAAGUUAUUUGUAUUUAUUUACAAGCAUUAUUUCAUUCGAAAAGUUCGCGAACAUUGCCGCUUCUGUUCAAUUCGCUGGCAUUUCGAGAUUUGUUGAAAUUUUAUUACGAAACGCGUGUACACCAAUGAAAUUGUUCCACGCUCUAUUUCCCAAAGAUUUGGCUGUGUACGGAUCGAACAAAAUAAAAGACUGAAAUUAUGCAAGCCUUUCCUAUUUUAACCUUUAACCCUAAGAAAUGAUGUCCGACUUUAGGUCUAUUUUACAUACGUUUGAUUUAUGCGUUGCUAAUAUAAUUUUAUAUAAA